AUGGAAGAAGAAUGUUGCAGUUUCAACAAGAAAUACGCGUCCGAUGAAGAAAGAGCGUUCCGGUUUUCCGUCUUUGUCAAAAAUGUUGAAGAUUUCGAGGAGGAAGAGCGUAAACAUCCCGGUCUCGACCUCGACGUUACGAAGUUUGCUGACUGGACCGAAGAGGAAAUGAUUCGGUAUCUCUCUGGAAAUAUGCGCGAACUACGAAUCGAUGGGCCGCGGUUUGAAGACACACCUUUGCGAGACGGUAUCAGAAGACCGGCGGAGAUGGAUUGGGCGAAAGCCGGCAAACUCACGCCAGUUAAGGAUCAAGGUACCGUUCAAGGAUCAAGGCAUGGUGGAGCUCCUAUGGCCAAACGUUUCUAG
Cooperia oncophora is the source of this 366-nucleotide messenger RNA. The record is from the annotation of a GenBank genome assembly. NCBI's taxonomy places the organism in Eukaryota, Metazoa, Nematoda, Chromadorea, Rhabditida, Trichostrongylidae.